GGUCGUCGCGAGAGGGCAUCGGCAACGCGGUUGCUUUUGCCGGGGGUAUGGCAAAUGGUGAAUGUGAACURGGCAAGGAAGUCUAGCCAGCGGGCUUGGCGUGGAGUGAUAUCUUUCUUGGAGAGGAUGGAAGAGACGAUGGUGGUGGAGCAUGCGAGAGAGGAGGUCAGCAAGGGGCAUGUCGGGUUCGUGGGCGAGGGCGGUUGCAAGGUCUUUGUGGCAUACUCGUUUGAUGCGGGAGAUGAACGCACAGUCCGGAAUGACGGUGUGGGGGAGGUGGUGUCGGAGGGAGCGGACAUAUUGGACGAAGCGGUCCGUGGGACUGGUCUGGCGGAGGUGGCAGAAUUGUUCAAGGUAGUCGUCAAUGGUUUUCUGGGGGCGGAAGGUGGCAGUGAGGAGGGUGGCCCAUUGGAUGAAGGUGGGGCAUGGUCCUCCGGAGGCUCGGCGGUUGCUAGCUUCAGCCAUCCACCAUUUGGCUGCAUUGCCGAGGAGGCGGGAGGUGGCAAUGGGGAGCCAGUGGGCAAGGGGCAUGUGGUGGAGCUGAAAAGAGUUCUGAAGCUAGGUUAGGAAGAGGAAAACGUCCUCGUGGGGGAGGCCGGAGAAGGACAUGAUUUCGCCAGAUCGGAAGGAACGGGGGAUUUCCCCGUCG
Chara braunii is the source of this 649-nucleotide messenger RNA. Lineage: Eukaryota; Viridiplantae; Streptophyta; Charophyceae; Charales; Characeae. The record is from the annotation of a GenBank genome assembly.